Funneliformis geosporum is the source of this 1044-nucleotide messenger RNA. The record is from the annotation of a GenBank genome assembly. Lineage: Eukaryota; Fungi; Glomeromycota; Glomeromycetes; Glomerales; Glomeraceae.
AUGAGUCCUCCAAAAUAUGAUGGGAAUAUUCAUCCGGAUGAAUGGAUAAAUGACUUUCAAAAUUAUUUCAAUCUUAAAAAAAAACUCGAUGCAGAUGAUUAUUUAGAUUAUGCUAUAUCCUUAGUAGAUCCUAUUAUCAAACUCCCAACUGGUAUUGAUGAUUUUGAAAAACUUCGUAAAGCACUUAAGGAUGACAUUUCUUUUACAAUAUUCAAAAAUACAAAUCAAAGAAAAUUACAAUUAUUAAAAUUCAUUCCUGAAAGUGAAGUCGGCGAAACUUCAAAAUUUAUUUCGAAUUUUCGCAAAUUAUGUUAUAAUGCUGAGAUUAAUGAUAUAGAAGAACAAAAGAAUUAUUUUUAUUUAACACUUCGAAAUGAUUAUAUUUCGAAUGAAUUUUAUAAGAAAAUGAAAAAUAUCAAAUCAACAAACGAAUUAAUUGAAAAAUUUGAUAAAAAUAUUUUUAUUAAUGAAUCAAAUUUAAUUAGAAAAGGAUCUACUAUAGCUUUAAAACAUGUUACUACAGGAAAAUAUUUAAGUUCAAUUCGUGGAUUAAACUAUACGACUGGAAGCAAGGCUCAAUUAGUUUUUGUAAAUGAUUUGUUAAAUUCGGAUGCUUUAUGGAAUAUCACAUUUACGAGCGGUAGAGAAUUAGCUUCAUAUUCCGAUACUUAUAUUUAUUUACAACACAAAAGUUCUAGCAAUUUUCUUGGAAUUUUUUAUAAUAGAUAUAUUGAUAAUCAAUCUCCAGUAACUGAGCACACGGAAGUAUGCUGUUAUUCACAAGAUCUAUGGAAGUUCAAUAUUAGUAAAUUAGAAAAUGAUCAAGGAUAUUUUAAAUCAAAUGAUAUUAUUAAUAUUAGUGUCAUUAAUAGGUAUAAUCAACAAUUAUUUUUACGUAGUCAUGAUUUUAAUUUUACUAUUGGAAAUGACACUUUUCAGGAAGUUGCUUGUCAUAGCGAAAGACUUGAUGGCAAUGAUGAGACAAGUGAUUUAACUGGUGUUUUAUUUAUUGUUGAUAUAAAAGCUACUGUUAAUUUGAAAUAA